Molecule: messenger RNA, 5637 nt
Organism: Nycticebus coucang (slow loris)
Lineage: Eukaryota; Metazoa; Chordata; Mammalia; Primates; Lorisidae
Gene: RPS6KA2
Product: ribosomal protein S6 kinase A2
Exons: 23
Coding region: 324-2600 (758 amino acids)
Biological process (GO): intracellular signal transduction; protein phosphorylation
Molecular function (GO): ATP binding; magnesium ion binding; ribosomal protein S6 kinase activity
Source: RefSeq, a predicted model, not a curated record
AAAGUCGCCGCAGUUGCGUCUCCUGCUUCCCGCUCCCGCCCGAGGCCAGCAGCUCCUCAGAGUCCGGGUGGCCAAGGAGGGGCCCGCGGGGCAGCCGCCGGCACCGCGCACCGAGCACCGCGCACCGAGCAUCGAGCACCGCGCACCGAGCACCCCGCACCGCGCCCCGAGCCCCGAGCACCGCGCCCCCGCCCGGCCUGCCCUGCACUCCCAGCUCUGCCUCCGGGGCGUCUGGCGUUCUGUCUGGCCACCUCCAGCUCUGCUUCGUGCCUCUAUUUAUUCUCUAUCAAUACUUGAUCAGAGGAAAAGGAAAGUUUUUAAAAAUGCCGAUUGCACAGUUGCUGGAACUAUGGAAAAAGAUAGAGGUGGAGCCUAUGGAAAUAGAGAUCACUGAGGAGGAUGUUAACCUGGAUGCAGAGCCCACUUCGGAGGACACUGCGGAAGAAGGCAAGAGUGACACCAGCUUCCCCGAGGGGAAGCCAGCUGCGUCAGCGGAGGAAGAAGGCAUCGUCAAGGAGAUUGACAUCAGCCACCAUGUGAAGGAAGGAUUUGAAAAGGCAGACCCUUCCCAGUUUGAACUGCUGAAAGUCUUAGGACAGGGAUCAUACGGGAAGGUGUUCCUGGUGAGGAAGAUCAAGGGGUCCGAUGCCGGCCAGCUCUACGCCAUGAAAGUCCUCAAGAAAGCGACACUGAAAGUCCGGGACCGAGUCCGAUCAAAGAUGGAAAGAGACAUCUUGGCAGAAGUGAAUCACCCUUUCAUUGUAAAGCUUCAUUACGCCUUUCAGACGGAAGGAAAGCUCUACCUGAUCCUGGACUUCCUGCGGGGAGGGGACCUCUUCACCAGACUCUCCAAGGAGGUGAUGUUCACAGAGGAGGACGUCAAGUUCUACCUGGCCGAGUUGGCCCUGGCGCUGGACCAUCUCCACGGGCUGGGGAUCAUCUACAGGGACCUGAAACCCGAGAACAUCCUCCUGGAUGAAGAGGGACAUAUUAAAAUCACAGAUUUCGGCCUGAGUAAGGAGGCUAUCGACCACGACAAGAGGGCCUACUCCUUCUGUGGGACCAUCGAGUACAUGGCACCCGAGGUGGUGAACCGGAGGGGGCACACUCAGAGUGCCGACUGGUGGUCCUUCGGCGUGCUCAUGUUUGAGAUGCUCACGGGGUCCCUGCCGUUCCAGGGGAAGGACCGGAAGGAGACCAUGGCCCUCAUCCUCAAAGCCAAGCUGGGCAUGCCUCAGUUCCUCAGCGCCGAGGCUCAGGGUUUGCUGCGAGCUCUCUUCAAGCGGAAUCCCUGCAACCGGCUGGGUGCUGGCAUUGAUGGAGUAGAGGAAAUUAAGCGUCAUCCUUUCUUUGUUACCAUAGACUGGAACAAGCUGUACCGGAAGGAGAUCAAGCCUCCAUUCAAGCCAGCAGUGGGCAGGCCUGAGGACACCUUCCACUUUGACCCUGAGUUCACAGCACGGACACCCACAGACUCUCCAGGAGUGCCCCCAAGUGCCAACGCUCACCAUCUGUUUAGAGGAUUCAGUUUCGUGGCAUCAAGCCUGGUGCAGGAGCCCGCACAGCAAGGCCCACACAAAGUUCCGGUUCACCCAAUCGUGCAGCAAUUACAUGGGAACAACAUCCACUUCACUGAUGGCUACGAGAUCAAGGAGGAUAUCGGGGUGGGCUCCUACUCCGUGUGCAAGCGAUGUGUGCACAAGGCCACUGACACAGAGUAUGCUGUGAAGAUCAUCGACAAGAGUAAAAGAGACCCCUCAGAAGAGAUCGAGAUUCUCCUGAGGUACGGCCAGCACCCGAACAUCAUCUCCCUCAAGGACGUCUAUGACGAUGGCAAGUACGUAUACCUGGUGAUGGAGCUGAUGCGUGGCGGGGAGCUCCUGGACCGAAUUCUUCGGCAGAGAUGCUUCUCGGAGCGCGAGGCCAGCGACGUGCUGUGCACCAUCGCCAAGACCAUGGACUACCUGCACUCUCAGGGGGUGGUCCAUCGAGAUCUGAAGCCGAGUAACAUUCUGUACAUGGAUGAGUCUGGAAACCCUGAAUCCAUCCGCAUCUGCGACUUUGGGUUUGCCAAGCAGCUGAGAGCAGAGAACGGGCUGCUGAUGACACCGUGCUACACGGCCAACUUCGUGGCCCCAGAGGUUCUGAAGCGUCAGGGCUAUGAUGCAGCCUGCGACGUCUGGAGCUUGGGGAUCCUACUGUACACCAUGCUGGCAGGAUUUACCCCAUUUGCAAACGGACCAGAUGAUACCCCUGAGGAGAUCUUGGCGCGGAUCGGCAGUGGGAAAUACGCCCUUUCCGGGGGAAACUGGGACUCAAUAUCGGAUGCAGCAAAAGAUGUCGUGUCCAAGAUGCUCCACGUGGACCCCCAUCAGCGCCUCACUGCGGUGCAGGUGCUCAGACACCCGUGGAUUGUCAACAGGGAGUACCUGUCCCAAAACCAGCUCAGCAGACAAGACGUGCACCUGGUGAAGGGUGCCAUGGCCGCCACCUACUUUGCCCUGAACAGAACACCUCAGGCUCCGCGGCUGGAGCCAGUGCUGUCAUCCAACCUGGCCCAGCGCCGGGGCAUGAAGAGGCUCACGUCCACCAGGCUGUAGCAGGCAGGACAGCAGCCGCCAGCUCCUAGCGACCCGCCAAGCGUCCUCUCCGACUCACAGACACAGGCUGAAGCUCCCGUUCACAGGCCAGAGUGACCUCACGUGGGAUGUGGAGUGGAGCUGGCUUUGCCGUGUCUGUGCUUCUCUCGCAGCCCUGGAGAGGAUCCGGAGCCCUCUGAAGCCUCACCUGCCUCCCGCACCUGCGCCUCCUCCUCCAUACCCUCCCCUGCGAGCUCAGUCACUCCUGGCGCCAUGUAGGGCCUGCAGGGGUCUCUGGGAACCUCUAAGCCUUCUCGUGUCAUGGCUUAUGUUUGUAUGGAGAGAUUAUUUUCCAGGUGUGAGGCCCAUAAGUACAUGGGCCAGCCCCAGUUAUGCAGGCCGUGCCGGUGGGGAGGGAGGGUUGUGCAGUCUGGAUGAGGCCAGAGGUGUCCAGGCGCUCGGCCACCUCCCUGGGCUGGGGGUAGGCCCCUGGCCCCAUCCAGAAUAAUCCAAAGAGCCACUUCCUUAUUGCCCUCUGAUUUUUUGACUCGGGAUGAGGGAAAGCCCGAUCUGGAAUCAGGAUAGCCUCAAAGGCAGCAGGUCACAGGAUAAGGGAGUCGGGCGAGGGCACACCCUCUGUGCCCUGUCCUGCCCUGGUGGUCUAAUGGCUCCUGGGGGCUCCUGAGAGCUCAGGUGCUGACGCUCGCCGAGCUCCUGGGUGGCCCCGUGUGUGCUUCCCGAGGCCGUGGUUUUGCUGUGUUCACCUUCAGCUUUCUGGUCUCCAGAAGAACUGUGAGCCUUGGAGAAGCUGAGCUUUGUUUCCUCCUGUGGAUCUUUCUCCAACAGGGGCAGGGGAAGGGGAACGGACAGUGCAAGACGUGCUGUGGACGGGGCGAUGCGCCUCGAGGGCCUGUGGCUGUGGGCGGGGCGAUGCGCCUCGUGGGCCUGUGGCUGUGGACGGGGCGAUGCGCCUCGUGGGCCUGUGGCUGUGGACGGGGCGAUGCGCCUCGUGGGCCUGUGGCUGUGGACGGGGCGAUGCGCCUCGUGGGCCUGUGGCUGUGGACGGGGCGAUGCGCCUCGGCCUGUGGUUUUAUGUUGCGUUUGUGUUUCUGCUGCACAGAUUUGUCUGAGACAGACCGUUCCGCGGUAUUGUGGAUUUCCCUGGUGUGCUGUGCACACGGCGUGGGGUGGCAGACUGCCUUGCUGUGCUUGCCUUUGUUGAGGGAAGGGCAGGAGGACGUGUCCUGGUGGCAGGCGCCCCAGAGUGCCUGGCCCUCGAAGAGCAGCCAGCAAGGUCUGGGAGGCACUUGUUGGUCACAGCCAGGUUUUCACAGAUAUUUUAAUGCUUUUUCCUUCCUUCUCCAGUCACUCCAGUGCCCACCCAACCCUCCCCCCAAAAAGUGCAGCACUCUGAAAAAUAACUCCUUAGCUUGGUCUAAUUGUUGUCAAAUCUUAAAAUAUAACCUUAUUUCAGGAGCUUUAUUAUUCCCUGAGGAUUUUCUCAGAGAACCACAAAGAAUAAAAGGUGAGGGACAGAUAAUACACCUGUUUUCCUGCAGUGCCCACUGGGUUUUUCUCAGUAGAAAAUGCUUUUUCUUGAAACUAAAGUAACUUCUCCUCGUGACAGUUUUGUUUCUUAGGUCUGAAUUAUUUCAUUUCUUAUUCGAAACUUAGGGAAAAGUAAAUAGUCCUUAAGUCAGUCUUCUCUCCGAGACAUGAACAAAGUCAUUUCUGAUUCUGCCCAGAGCCCAAGGCCGGCUUUGUCUGCAUGUUUGUUUGUGGCUUCAAGUCCUGAGAUGGAGGCGGGAGGAGGCAGAAGCAUCGCCUGGAGACGGCUGUCCCUCCCCCAUGUGUUCACAGGCUCGCGCCAUUGCUCCUUCUCAGUAACACCUGCUCACACAGCCUUACCUUCUGAACUAAACGUGCCAAAGGGACCCAGAGGCUCAGCACCACACCACCCUGUCCUUCCGCCUGCUCAAUAUGUGUCAGCGGCGGACGGCAUCCCCGUCCCCGCCGCGCUGAGUGUCUGUAAAUACCUCUCCUUCCCACCUUUAUCCAGAACAAACUGAUACUUGAAAUCCUUCAAAGAGAGUCAGCCUAAGAUGCUAGGAUGUCAUAUUUUAAACUAAGCUUCCAAAAAUCCUGAGUGAACUAGCCAGGGCCUGUGCUGUUCCCACAGCGGUCCAGGUGUGGAAGAAGGUGUCAUUACAAUUUGCACUUGGCGGAAGCCACACCUAGUGCAGGGCUCUGUGUGAUUUGCACAAAUGAUAGGGACUCUCUGAGAAGGUUACAGAGCUCUGCUUGCUCACUCAGAUAAUCACUCCCCUCUGGAUCAGAAAACCACAGCGUUCACAAGAAGACAAGCGAGCCCAGAUCUCAGGCUUCCUACCCUGCCCCACGGUCCCUGCAGGGCACCACUAUAGGAUCCUCCCCCACUGGCAGCCCCCAGUGUGGGAGAAACGCUUGACUUUGCCCCAUAAGCAAGGGGGCUUUUUGCUGAUUCCACCCCCAAAGUUGAACGUGGGCAAGAGGUGAGGAUUUCACUUGUAUCCUUAAGUCAGAUCUGUGCGUGAUUUUAAACUAACUCCAUGUGUGUUGAUGUUUGGAAGAUUGUUUGACUUCUAAUGUGAUAAUAGUACUUACCGUGAGCCAGUAUUGUUAAUUAAAUGGUGUUAUUCCUAAAGCCGCACGUUGGGGUUUUGACCUUACGCUUCACAUGAUAGGAUUUGAUUUGCACUCUGUUUAUUUCUGACAUGGUUUUGUCACCCCUCACCUUGCCAAGAGUCGGGCACACUGAGGAUUGAGAAGGACACUGCAGGUUCCUGAGCGGUGAGGAGGGCAGGAAGGCCCGGCGGCCGCAGAGCAAAGGACGCGCCUCCCUGCCCAGCUCUUCCGACUCGGUACUUUGUUUACAAGCUCGGCAGUUAUGUUUACAGACCAUGUUCAUGUUCACGCUUUACAUUUCAUGUUGGAGAUGGGCGGCCACUGUACAGAUAUUUAUUAUGCUUUCCAGACUUUCUGAAUAGAUUUUUUUGAAUAAACAUGGUUUUAUGAAGUG